CUGCAGUUGCUCAGGGUCCUGACUCAGAGGUAUUAAAGGCAUCUAAUGCCUCUACAGCCCCAGUAACCUGUGCAUCUGCCAGGCUGAGAGGACGCUGGCACCAUGAUCAAGCUUAAACGCAGGAGGCAAAGCCUUUUUCCCAAUUACAAACUUGGGUUCUCAGUCCCUGCUCCCAAGGAUCCAGUGGAUUCUGAGCUACCUUUUGGUCAACCCAACUGGGUAAAACCAUGGAAUUCGAUGCAGGAAUUAAGUAAGGAUAUAUAUGACAUCUAUGCAGAGUAUGAAGAUGACGAAGAAGAAAGGUUGAUGUCGACCCCCAGUAAACUGUCCUCUAAGACUAAGAACUGCAUGCUGAACAUCAAUGUAGGAGGCAAGGUCUACCAGAUCUCUUACAGGGUAGCAGCAAAAUAUCCCAAGACAAGAAUUGGCCGACUUGCAACGUACACGGACCACAACAGGAAACUCGAUCUCUGUGAUGAUUACAUGGUCCAGAACAAUGAGUUUUUCUUUGACCGGGAUCCAGACAUCUUCCACAACAUCUUCAACUUCUACAGGACUGGAGUUCUCUGGAUCAAAGAUGAAUUGUGCCCACGCAAUUUUUUGGAGGAGAUCAACUACUGGGGUGUCCGUAUCAAGAACACCCAUCGCUGCUGCCGCAUUUCGUUCGAGGAACGGCAAGAUGAACUCAACGAACAGCUGAAGAUACAACGGGAACUCGAGGCAGAGGUGGAAACUGAGGAGCAUGAGGACUUGUUUCAGGAUAUGGCUUUCGGUCAUACACGUUUCCUCAUCUGGAACAUGAUGGAGAAGCCCUUCUCUUCAGUCAUAGCCAAACUCAUGGCAGUGGCAUCCAGUUUCUUCGUGCUGGUAUCUCUCGUGGCUAUGACUCUCAAUACGGUAGAGGAAAUGCAAUAUAAGACGACCACCGGCCAGCUGAGCGGGAAGACCUACUGCGAGUAUGUUGAGACUUUGUGCAUUGCGUUUUUUACCAUGGAAUAUCUGCUCCGGCUGGUGUCCACACCUGAUCUCAAACGCUUUGGAAGGAGCGUACUGAAUGCUGUGGACCUGAUUGCAAUCCUUCCAUUAUAUCUUCAAAUGAUCUUAGAGUGUUUCGAGAAUGAAGACUAUGGGAAGCAUGGUAGUGAUAUUGAGACCGUAGGACGGGUUGGUAAAGUGGGGCAAGUCCUCCGCAUCAUGCGUCUCAUGAGGAUAUUUCGUAUCCUAAAACUAGCACGACACUCAACUGGACUUCGAGCCUUUGGCUUCACACUCCGGCAAUGCUACCAACAAGUGGGCUGUCUUUUCCUCUUCAUUGCAAUGGGAAUUUUCACCUUCUCUGCCAUGGUGUAUACCGUAGAGCAUGAUAUGCCUCAAACAAACUUCACCAGUAUUCCACACGCAUGGUGGUGGGCAGCUGUGAGCAUCUCCACUGUGGGCUAUGGCGACAUGUUUCCAGAGACCGCUCUGGGCAGGAUUUUUGCAUUUGCGUGCAUCUCGUUUGGAAUUAUUCUCAAUGGCAUGCCAAUCUCCAUCCUGUUCAAUAAAUUCUCAGACUACUAUUCAAAGCUGAAAGCCUAUGAAUACACCUCCUCUCUAAAGAAUCGCGGGAAAGUGAGGUUUGUGAAAAGGGCUGCAAAGAAGGUUGCAGAAUGUUUUUAGGUUGCCAUGUGCUGACCAACACUUUCCAUCCACGGACUGAUUUUUAAUUCAUGGACUUGAUGGUCUUCCCUUCAAAAUAUGCAUACCAUCCAAACAAAAUUAGCCAUUGUUUGCUUUUGUGCUGCUGGACACAUGCAUAUUGGGGGACUUUUGUACUAUAAACAAAAGUAGUUUCUUUUAAAACGAACCAACGUUCCUUUCUAGGCUGCUCUUACAAGGAUGCUGUUAAUAAAUACUUGCCUUGACACAACAA
Carassius gibelio (silver crucian carp) is the source of this 1912-nucleotide messenger RNA. It is a transcript of the gene kcnv2a, whose product is annotated as potassium channel, subfamily V, member 2a. Bases 103 to 1659 code for a protein of 518 amino acids. The record is from RefSeq and is a predicted model, not a curated record. Gene Ontology annotation, cellular component: voltage-gated potassium channel complex; membrane. Gene Ontology annotation, molecular function: voltage-gated potassium channel activity. Gene Ontology annotation, biological process: protein homooligomerization; potassium ion transmembrane transport. Lineage: Eukaryota; Metazoa; Chordata; Actinopteri; Cypriniformes; Cyprinidae. The transcript is spliced from 2 exons.